AUGGGUGACCUGAACUGCCACAUUGGCAGUGAAGCUAUUGGAAAUGUCCUUGGCAAGUUUGGAAUUGGGGAGAAAAAUGAAGAAGGAGAUAUGAUCAUAGACUUUUGCUUAAGAAACAAUCUUUCAAUCAUGAAUUCAUACUUUGCACAUCAAGAGAGCCAUCAGUAUACAUGGUACAGAUACAACUCCAGGAUAGGAAAGUAUGAUCAGAAAUCACAGAUUGACUUUAUACUCACAAAUAUAAAGUCCAUCAGAAAGGAUAUGCAAGCCAUCCCGUCUGUAUCAUUGGAUUCAGACCAUAGACUGGUAAAAGGUAAACUGAAAAUACACUUACCCAAAAAGGAAAAGCAGGUUGUGAGAAAAAGACUUAAAGUAGAAAAUUUUAAAAGUGCUAAGUCAGCAAUAGAAAUGAAAUUACAAGAGGAAAGACAAGAGUAUCACAGGGGAAAACAUUGA
This is a messenger RNA of Anneissia japonica, 456 nucleotides long. Its product is annotated as craniofacial development protein 2-like. Gene Ontology annotation, cellular component: nucleus. NCBI's taxonomy places the organism in Eukaryota, Metazoa, Echinodermata, Crinoidea, Comatulida, Comatulidae. The record is from RefSeq and is a predicted model, not a curated record. Bases 1 to 456 code for a protein of 151 amino acids. The transcript has a single exon. Gene Ontology annotation, biological process: chromatin remodeling.